This is a messenger RNA of Daucus carota subsp. sativus, 3153 nucleotides long. RefSeq lists its product as uncharacterized. The transcript has 9 exons. The record is from RefSeq and is a predicted model, not a curated record. Bases 341 to 2086 code for a protein of 581 amino acids. Lineage: Eukaryota; Viridiplantae; Streptophyta; Magnoliopsida; Apiales; Apiaceae.
AGGAAUGAAUAUAAUAAAAUAGAGGAAGUAAAAUAAUAAAAAAUAAUAAUUAAUUACCGAGUUUUUUUAAACUCCCGAUUUACAGUAUAGCAUAAGUCACAUUACCAUGUAUUAAAAAAAAGAAAAGAAAAGAAAAAGUCACAUUACCAAACAGGCUCUAAAUCUGAAAUAUAAAGGACAAUGCGAAGCAAAGAAAAUUUAGUUUCCCUCUGGCUUUUCCCGCCUCGCAAGUUUUUCUUUUUAGAAACAAAUCGCGCUCCAUUUAUCCGGCACCAUCGCGCACAAAAAACAGCACAACUACCGAGGCCCUGAGUGCCGUCGCCGGAGAAAAUAAACAGCAAUGAGUAUCAACCCGUUCGCGAAGAUGAUUUGCACAAUCUGCUUCGAUGAGCUGAAGCCAAACGUCGAAGACCUUCAAUCCAUCUCCAUCUGUGGUCAUGUUUUUCACGAGCUAUGCAUACAACAAUGGUUUGAGUACUGUACAAAUGGAAAAAAGAAGAAUUGUCCUGUCUGCAAACAGAACUGUUCGGAGAAAAAUGUGAGUCGCCUGUAUUUCCAGUCAGUUGGUGAUCCCCAUGAUCAAAGCCCUAGUCAGAAACCGCAGAACUGUGAAGGAAAUCCAGAAGAAUUGCGUCAAGAGGCUAAAAGGUUGGAGGGAAAGGUAUCUGCUUUAAGCUCAGCCUUAGAGCUACAGAAGAAAGAUCUCCAGGAAAUCACUGUCGAGCUGUCUAUGUGCAAGGAAGAGUUGAAGAAAGAAGCAGCGAUGAAAGAUGACGCUUUAAAGCAAAAAACAGUCACUCAACAAUUGCUUCAUUUAAAGUCAAAGGAACUUGAUAAAUCAACCUUGGAGUGUAUGAGACUGCAAGAAAGGAGCAUUGCAUUAGCCAAAGAGCUUGCUGCACUCAAAUUGGUGUGUGAUUUAAAUUUGGAUGAAGAAGAGGUUUUGAAGCUUGCUUCUUUAGGAAAGGAGACUAACAACAAAGAAACAAUAGAUGUCCUAAAGAGGUCCCUGGUCAUCCGCAACAAGAGUUAUAAAGAACUAAUGGCAAAGUGCAAUGCACUUGGUAGAGGAGAUGCCCGCUCUCUUAAAAAACUGGAGAAGGCAAAAGAGAAGAUACAAAAUUUGAAAUCAAGGGUCCAAGAACUUGAGACAGCUAUUGAAGCAAAAGACAAUGAUGCUUUGAGAGCUCUGAGAGGUCUCAAGGAAUCUAAUAUAGUAAGGGAUGCUCCAGCUGGUGUGGAUCGUGAUUCAAGUUUCUCAUUCAUCAAUAGAUGUUCUUCAAAGGACCAAGUUAAGGAAUGUGCUGCUGCCAAGAUUAGUACGAGCAAAAUGGAUAGUGUGCCAAGUAAUUUAUACUCUCCCAGAACAGAAGAUCUCCAAACUUACGACGAGAAGGUUAUAAAUAGUAGUAACUAUGUUGUUAUAGAUGAUGACGAGCCUAGAAUUUCUACAUCGGCACGUGAUUUCAACUUUGUCUCAGCACCUGUAGUCUCUAAGGCUAAAGCCGCCAACAAAGACUCAGCAGAAGGGAAUGCUUUUGAUAAUAAAUACCAUGUCAAACCACAGGUAUUAAGUAAAGAAGGCUGUGAUACAGUCUCAAGGAGUGGUAUUCACAGUAAAAAGAGCGAGACUCUAAUCCCCCGCAUAGAUGACGACUCGAUUCUACUUUUUGAUGAUAGUACCCUUGACCAGCCAUUGCUUAAUAUUAGAAAAGAUGCUUCGUCAAAACUUUUGGAGUCCCAGUCAGAAGCUUCUAAGCAACAAACAGAAAUCUGCUUCUCUGGCGGGUUAAUAGGUCCUGAUGGAAACAAAUGGCACCUAGGGAAGUGGUGCAGACGAGGCCAAAAUAAGGGGUCAGUGCUAUCCUCAACUGGUGUACAAGGAUCAAGUCCAAGCACGGGUAAUUUGAUUGCUGUUGGUGCUGAUGGUAGAGGGGGCAAAAUCAAGGUUCUGCGAUCUUUAAAUCAAGAAGACAGAGAAACUUCAUCGCUGGCAAAGAAAUGCAAGAUUGGGGUAAAAACAAGUAAUUUGCAGUCGCGAGGAUGCUUGCAAAUAGAUCAUUACUUUGGAAGAACAGGUCAAUAAUCGGUGAGCUAUCCGUGUUCUCAAUUCUCAUUAUAUUAGAACCUGAGAAAAGUGAAACCAUAAGAUUACAACUAAUCGGAGAGAUGCAAAUGAAGGCAAUAAGCAGCAGAAACUUCACAUCCUAAAAAGAACUCCUGGGAAAUUUUGUGUGUGUUCACAUACUCCCUGUCUUAGAUCAACGUCUGUCACUUCUCACUUUAUAGAAAUGAUAAAUCAUAUCUGAAUGAGUGAAUGUUGACAUUUUUAAAAUCUACAUUGUACUUGGAUGAUCCAGGAGUCAUUGAACAGUAUAUUAUAAUCACAAAUACAUGUAUGCCUGUCUAUUUAUCUGCUGACUAAUGAUACCUUUAAGAAGUUAUGUUGGUUCACAAAGUAGUUUGUUAUGACUGGUGUACGGUGGCUGGCAAUUUAAAUUUGAUAAUUUAUACAACAUAUGGCAAUAUACUGGUUACUGGAUUAGCAAUCUCCUAACUAAGGAAGGAGGGAACUUUUCUGGGUGUUUGUAUAUCCAUGAGUGUUGCAGGUAGACUUGCCCACUUAAUGCUCUUAUCCACGGAUAUGAUGAAAGGGAAUUUGCAAGCAUCUGCUAUUCUAAGUUUAUUAAAAUAAGCAAUAAUAAAAACGAUAAUAAUCACAUUUUUAGGGGUUCUAAAAUUAGGGUUUGCAGUUUUGAGAGUCGACUCCAAGUUCUAACCCCCACUUCUCCGUUCUUCAUCCUUCAUCCCCUCUGAUUAAUCAUCUUCGUUCUUCCAUCUUCUCUCGUAUUUCUUAGUUUUAUCAAUAAAACCAAGAUCUAAUCCUUUUGGGUGAGUUCUUGUUGAGUACCUUGUCAUCAAGGUCGUAGAUGUUUGUGUCUGUUUUGACGUUUCUGUGUGUUUUGUUAUGGGUCUCGGUAAUGUUUCUAAGGAGUUACAUGAUAUUUUGGGUAAUCCGUGAGGCUUGUAUCAGAUAUGGCACGGUGGUGAAUAUCGUAAGAGCUCACCUUUCACGACAUAAAAUUGUUCAUCUUUUGGGGUCAUUUGUUGAUCCAAUAUCGGUUGAUGUAACUGAUAAUUCUGAACAUUGGA